AGCUGUCCUACUGCAGCACUGCAUCGCUGUAGCACUUCCCCCUCUCUGACGUCACAGCUGACGUCUGCUCCGGGGGGCGUGUCCUACAGAAAUCCCCAGCUCAGUUUCAGACGUAGCUGCAGCUUUGCGAGAGGAAGAGGCAGUGAGGGAGGAAGAGUUUCAACAUACUGCGGAGGGAGUGCGGCCAUGGGUAACGCACAGGACAAGCCCCCGGGCAGCGGAGGAGGUGGAGGUAGGUCAGAUCAGGGCACAUCGGGGAUGGGGACGAGAAGCCGGGUUGGAAGCACCGUGGAAAAGCCCCAGACUCAGAGAGCUCCGGGGAAGGGGGUGGCCAAUGGUACGCAGAGGGAAAACAGCCCUGCUGGUGGACGAGAGGAGCAGGGCAGCCCUGCGGCAGACACAAGUUAUCUGGACGCCCCCGCCGGGGCCCUUCCUCCUCACCUGGCCCGGCUCAAGAACGCAGGGAACCACCUCUUCAAAAAUGGCCAGUUUGGGGAUGCCUUUGAGAAGUAUUCACAGGCCAUUGAUGGAUGUGCUGAAGCAGGUAUCGAUAGUCCAGAAGACCUGUGUAUUCUCUACUCCAACAGAGCGGCAUGUUUCCUAAAGAAUGGAAACAGCAACGACUGCAUACUGGACUGUAACAAGGCUUUGGAGCUGCAGCCCUACUCCUUGAAGCCCCUGUUGCGCAGAGCAAUGGCCCAUGAGUCACUGGAGCGCUACAAAAAGGCCUACGUGGAUUAUAAGACUGUCCUGCAGAUAGACACCAGUGUGCAGGCGGCUCACGACAGCGUCCACAGGAUCACCCAGAUGCUUAUCGAGCAGGACGGUCCCGAGUGGAGAGAGAAGCUUCCGGAGAUUCCCGCCGUCCCUCUGUCCGUUCAGCUGAAGCACAGGGACAAACCGAUCAGCGCCGAAGUAGCUCAAGCCCGAGCCACCAGGGCUGUUCAGGAGGAAGUCAGGAGAAAAGAUGCCUGCUUUACUUUAUUAAAACGGGAAGGCAACGAUCUGGUCAAGAAAGGCAACUUUGAGGAGGCUCUGAAGAAGUACAGCGAAUGUCUCGCAUUGAAACCGGAUGAAUGUGCUCUCUACACAAACAGAGCCAUUUGCCUCCUGAGACUGAAUCGCUUUGAAGAGGCCAAACAGGACUGUGACUCUGCUCUGCAGAUGGAGCCGGGCAACAAGAAGGCCUUCUACAGACGAGCCCUGGCUUAUAAGGGUUUACAGGACUACCUGUCGGCCAGCAGUGACCUCCAGGAAGUCCUCCACCUGGACCCAAAAGUCCAGGAGGCAGAGCAAGAGCUUGAGGUGGUGACGAGCUUGCUGAGACAGAGCUUGAUGGACAAUACUUCACAAACACCAAGGGUUUGAUGUUUGUGUGGAGGAAUGAAACAGGUUUGUGCACCUACUGUACUGUAGCAGUUAUGGAGGAAAAGGACUCUUAAAGCCAUCGGUUGCAGUAAGACCUGAAAAAAUAGAAAUGACUGGCGUUGACGUCUGGGACGGGCUCCUAGGAUCACCAGCUAUCCAGCUCUGCACCAUCUGCAAUGUGUGCAAACCACACCAUAACUCCUGAGUACACAGCCUUCCAUAACGGGCAGCUUUAUUUACAAAGGCUAACAUCAAGGUACUCAUGACCUGCUUGCACUAUAAAUCAUUCACAUUAUGAUGUAAUGUACUGUACAUACAGAUCGGUUGUAACAGGCUGCAAAGCGCUGUGUAUGGUUGAGUAACACAGGUUCAAAGUAAGAGUGGAUUAUGUGUGCCUUAUUGAGAUUUCUAACACAGUCAGGAUGAAAUACGCCAAGAUUCAACUUUGAUUUGUUUUGAUGAUGUUGUGUUUGGUUCCAUUAUGGUUCACUGAGCUCACGACCCAAAGCACUGACUGAAACUGAUACAACUCAACUGUAUUGUAUGUAGAGUUAAGGAACUCCCAGAAAGAGUUAAAAAGGUGAAAAAGUCAUCUGGCUCAGUCUUUUCUUCCAGGGUUUCAGCUUUUCCUGUUAUUUCAGAGCAUCUGUCAUUGUUUACAUAUUUUAACAACUGCUACGUUUGAAAAAAAUAUGAACCAACACCAUACUUUAAAGCAUUACUACAGCUAAAGACCCUGAAGAAGUGAUGUGGUAAAACUAUAAUUUAAGAUAAAAUAAUGAUUUAUCACAGUUAAAAUAUCUCAUGAGCGCAAGGCUUAAGUUAUUGUUAAAUAUAAAUUGUCAAUUCAUUGGUUUAGGAAAUAUCCAGCAAUUGAAGGUAGCAUUACUUAAUCAUGUACUGUAAGAAUUGUAGGUCUCAGGUUCAAUCUCGAAUGAAACCAAGAUGACUGCGUGUGUCUUUGUGUGUGAAUAGGUGUACAGUUUACGUUUGGAAAGUCUCUUAUCGGAAUAGUUUCAAUAGCUUUUAACUCUGAACCCUUGGAUCCGUUCAUAAAACCCCUCACAGCCUCCAUUCAACUAAAACAAAAAAAAAAACCCAUACGUGUUAGAGAAGAGAAGCAACCUGCAGAGUGAUGAAUUGCAAUCAAUAGCAGUUCAGCCUGAGAAACUAAAACAGCUUGUCUCGCUUCUCCAUCAACUUGUUAGUCUCCAAAAACAUUGUAAAGCCCUACAGCCGUGAUCCGCACAAACAGGUCUUUUCACUUUAUUUGCUAAUUAGAGCUCCCCUCAGGUCUGUGUGGAUGUCUACAGGCCGUGCUUGUUUGACAGCUACCUGACUCGCCUGUUUGCAUUAUCACACCUGUUUGGGAACGACAAAGACUUUAAUCACUCUAGCAGACUUCAAUAGGAGCAGAGGCGUAAUUAAAUGAAAUAACUGAAAACACCUGUGUUGGUGUGCAGGGCCUUUUAAAUAUCCUUCUUUUAAAUCUCCCAUUAACAUGCUUUGAAACAAUCCUGCGUCAGCCCUGUUACACCCAAAACAAUGUAAAUCUUUGUACAGCACAAUGUGCCACAACUUUUAUUUCUUUCAUACUCUGAUGUAUUAAUUAAUAAGUCCAAUCUUAUCUUACCUGUUAACCCUUUUUUUCCUCUUGUAUUGUCUAAUUUAAAGCAUAAAAAUCUCAACUAAAUGAAAACACUUGAUAUGAGGCUUGACGUGUUGCUUUGUGGAAUGUAAGAGCAUGUACUGUAUGUAAAUAGUUUGGAUGCAAAUGUAAAUAAUAAACUGCUAUA
Anoplopoma fimbria (sablefish) is the source of this 3164-nucleotide messenger RNA. RefSeq names its product sperm associated antigen 1a (gene spag1a). Lineage: Eukaryota; Metazoa; Chordata; Actinopteri; Perciformes; Anoplopomatidae. The transcript has 8 exons. Gene Ontology annotation, biological process: axonemal dynein complex assembly. Gene Ontology annotation, cellular component: cytosol. Gene Ontology annotation, molecular function: protein binding. The coding region runs from base 187 to 1368 and encodes 393 amino acids. The record is from RefSeq and is a predicted model, not a curated record.